UGGUCACAAGCUAAACCAGAAAGGCAGCUCAUCACUACUUGAGGACGGCGGUGGCGAGCUAGUUACCCGUAACACCCAGGCGUUACACAGGGCAGGCGGCGUGUUGUAUUUCCUUUGGAUGGCUGAAAUGCAUGUGCCGUUAGUGACUGGUGGCUAACUAGCCGUAGAGACGCCGUAAAGCUGCCUCUCCCAGUGCUGCCGCCCCUUCGCAGCUCGUCAAAAUGUCAGUUUUUUCUGAAGCGGCUUUAGAGAAGAAACUGUCCGAGCUCAGCAACUCGCAGCAAAGUGUGCAGACGUUGGCGUUGUGGCUCAUUCAUCACAGAAAACACUCGAGGGCUAUUGUCAAUGUUUGGAUCAACGAACUGAAAAAAGUUCAGGUAUCACGCAAGCUGACCUUCCUUUACUUGGCCAACGACGUCAUUCAGAACAGCAAGAAGAAAGGACCAGAAUUCACUCAGGACUUUGCACCGGUCAUCGUUGAUGCAUUCAAACAUGUAUCCAGAGACGGCGAGGACGGCUGUAAGAAACAGUUGGGUCGGGUUUUGUCCAUCUGGCAGGAGAGAGCGGUGUACGAGAUCAACCUGCUGGAGCAGCUCUCACAAGUCCUUUAUGGAGAAAAGAAAGCUAAGAAGAGGCCCUAUGAGGAGAUCCGACCAGAUGAUGAGGACUUUGCGUCCCAGAGUUCCCCAACUGAGCCUCCGCAGACAGCAGAGUUAAUCCAAGCUCUUCAGGAGCUGGAAAACGCAGCCUCUGGCGACUCAGCGCUGCGUCAGCGCAUCUCAUCCCUUCCUGCUGAGGUGCAAGACAUGUCACUGCUUCACAGGAUCACAGAUAAGGAAUCGGGGGAGCGUCUGUCCCGGCUGGUGGAGGAGGCCUGCAUGUUGCUAGCAGACUACAGCGGCCGCCUGGCAGCGGAGAUCGAUGAUAGACGGCAACUCACUCGCACUCUAACGGUCUUCCUGCAGAGCCAGAAGGACGGCCUGACCCAGAACGAGCAGAAACUUGAAGAAUACAAACGCAAACUGGCGAGGGUGACCCAGGUCCGGAAGGAGCUGCGUGCGCGUCUGAAUAAUCUUCCAGGAGGACUCUACAACUCUUCAAAAUGACUCACGUUUUGCCUCCUGACCAGAUAACCUGACCCUCCUGCUUCUGCAACAUCUCAACCGGCCUCUUCGAUACUUGAUCAGUGAUAUUUUCACAGUCCUUUGUUCUUGAUUUUGGAAAGCGUCUGUGUUGUCGUCCUCAUUAUGUCCUUAACAUAAUUAUUCACACGGCUUUUGUAAACAGAAUAUCUUCAUUUUCUGUCUGAGUUCAUCUCUUUGUGCUGAAAGUUAUUGGUACAAUGAAAAUGACGCUUCAUACUCAUCAGGCACAAGCACCUCUUGGUUUGGUCCCUUUAAAGUAGCAUCGGUGAUGCUGGUGUGAUAUUUUUCUAUCUAUAGUGACUUAAGAUAAAGCACCAGAGAAUACCCCCCUAGUGUGAUCAUUUAUAAUAUGUUCAGUGUUUUUGAUUGUUUUCACAAGUUUCUUUAACUGGCGUAUGCCUGUAAAUGCAUCUGUCUAACUCUUGGUUAUAUAUCAUUGUUUGUAUGCAGUGUCACUAUGGCCUCUGAAGAGAACGGUACACUUAUCAAUCUUUAGGAAACCAUAUUCUCAAGUUAAGCAGUAAGCCGUGUCCUGGAAAACAAACCAAAAUGUCUAAUUAUCAUUUACACAAAGCCUCUUUCUGAGAGGGUCUUGGAAGUCAUGUGUCCAUGUACAUAUUCAAAUUUGCAUGUAAAUAUGAUGGGAGUUAUACCUGUAAAUUAUUUGUAUCCAUGCUGACAUGCCUUGUGGUCAUUCAGACAAAUCACUGAGGUAUCUCUCUGAAGUCUACAUCUUCAUAGCUGCUCAAACCUCCACUGUACUGAAUUAAUGAGUGAAGGAGUACGUUGUCUUGUUUAAUGUAUCACGCUGCUUCAUAGAUUCAUCCUUAACUCUACUGAAUGCUGUCCAGAUGCCUCACACAGCUCGAUAGGUGUCCCCGUUUCCAAAGCCAGAUUUAAGCUGUUGUUUUUGUACAUUUUAAGCAAAUUCUUCUUUGAGCCAAAUAAACUGAAAAUGGACAAAUCUUUGCA
Messenger RNA from Pseudoliparis swirei, 2117 nucleotides. Its product is annotated as regulation of nuclear pre-mRNA domain-containing protein 1A-like. NCBI's taxonomy places the organism in Eukaryota, Metazoa, Chordata, Actinopteri, Perciformes, Liparidae. The coding region runs from base 222 to 1106 and encodes 294 amino acids. Gene Ontology annotation, molecular function: RNA polymerase II complex binding. The record is from RefSeq and is a predicted model, not a curated record. Gene Ontology annotation, cellular component: RNA polymerase II, holoenzyme. The transcript has 7 exons. Gene Ontology annotation, biological process: mRNA 3'-end processing.